Molecule: messenger RNA, 2193 nt
Organism: Haliotis rubra (blacklip abalone)
Lineage: Eukaryota; Metazoa; Mollusca; Gastropoda; Lepetellida; Haliotidae
Exons: 4
Coding region: 766-1329 (187 amino acids)
Cellular component (GO): membrane
Source: RefSeq, a predicted model, not a curated record
GACAUGUUUUGCCGCGCGUGCACGCGGAUCAGUUUACAUUAUUUGGUGGGGGUAGGAAAGGGUCCAUCUUGUAGAAGGAUAGCUGCGUAGAGUAUUGCACCCAUGUCAGCGUAACUCUCAGCUGCUUCAGGAGUCGCCAUUGCUAGAAAGACAGUGACUGCAACACAGACGUGUGGGAACGACAUAGUGCCGUGCUGACCUACUUGGGAGUGCGGGAACUAGUGCAUAGCCCUGUGGAUGCACACUCUCCUAGCGGAUGUUCGGUAGGAAAUACUCUCUUGGCGUUCCGCGAUAACAACUUCACGGCGCUCGAUUAAGAGCCAAUAGUACCGCGGUGGGAUUGCAAGUAGUGUGUGCAAUUGUCUCAAAUACCAUAGUGUACGGUGCGUUAGCGAGAAGCCCCGAAGGUUGAUAUUAGUGGUAUCGCUCGGAUACUGAGCUGGCAGUUACAAGGAUUCCGUGAAGCCUAUGACAUCAACUAGAACGGUGUCGUAACCCGUCAGUCUCAGGCACGUUUGCUGUGUGGUGGGCGUUUAGCUGCGCCAAACCUGGAUUUAUCUACAAGCCGUCUGCUUCCUGCAUCACUCAGUUUGGUGCAUAUUUGAGAGAAUCUUCACGUUUGCCAGUAUCCCGCCUCCAGUGUCAUAAGUCGGACCCUUUACACUCGGGAUACUUAGGAUUACCCACCCCAAACGUCGCACCGUGCCUGGAACCACACCCCUUUUAGUUGACAUCAGUACCUGGAUAUAACUAAUACCCGCAGCUAUGAUGACCACGUGUUGCGCCAUCUUGGGACUGAUUUUACUUGUAGUAACUAACCUUUGUAUCAUAAUUUCAUUUGCCACGCCAUACUGGCUGGAAAUUAAGGAUGUCGAUAUCAACUUUUACCACCAACCUGCCCACCGAGGUCUGUGGGCCUACUGUGACUACCGGGAGUGUACGUGGGUCUUCCAUGGGAAUUACGAUCGUGCCAGCGACACAAUUUGGUGGAAAGCUACGCAGGCCCUGAUGUCGUGUGGGCUGGCGCUGGGACUGCUGUCGUUGAUGUUGGCGACAAUGGCGCUGUGCUGUGGAUGUAAAGAUUGCAACGCCAGUAUUGCUGUUUCCAUACUUCUCAUCCUGUCUGCUCUCUCCAUGGGAGGCGGUGUUGUCACGUUCGGCUAUAACGCCCACUCGGAUCAAAACUUUCAGGCUGAACUCAGUUGGGACGAACAUCCGAACGUGAAAAAGAUAUUUAGUUGGUCCUUUUGGCUGGGCAUAGCGGCCCCGGGAUGGGCACUGUUGACGUCAGUCAUGUACUGCAUCGAAGGUAGGAAAACCCGGUUGUAAGUGCCCGAUACUGGCCCAUUGUUAAUGUUUAAGAUCACCUCGGACGCAUGGUGGACACGUCUUGAUGGGGGGCAGCAUCCGUCACGAGUCGGACCCUAACGUAAGAUUGUACGACCAUGACUUGACAACUGGGUUGGUAUUUCCUACAUCCGGGCCUGUAAGCGACGUGCACCUUGACGAGGAUAUUCAAAAUCAAAACAUCGUCCUGAUGGUCUUCAUGCCUCAUCCCACUACGAAACAAAUGAAAACUAUUCACCACGGAUUGGAAUCAAUUUAUUUCGAUGUGGAGUCGGGCGGAUCUUCCAUUACUAUAUGGCUGGAUGGACCAGCACUUUAGGUUAAUGUCACCGCUAGAGGGCGCUGGAUUUUUGCUCUAGUUGUCGCUUUACUUCCUGCUUAAUUGGCAGCCGCUUCAAAAAUGAACAAAACAGCCAUCCUAGUGGACCUUAACCCAGUACAUUUCUUGGAGUUUUUUUUAUCUUUAUUAACAUGUAACAGAGGGAAAGACAACAUAUUUUUUUAGAUUCCGUCAGCUAUUUUCCUGUACUCCCUGAUUUAAGUUGACCAUUGUGUAUGCAUUGUGCAGUGCUGAAUUUACCAUGAACUGUUUCCGAUGUUUAAAGUAGGCUCUCUCUUUGGGAACAUUUUCAUAGAGGAAAGUUCUGUGAAAGCCGGUUAUUUUUAAAUAUUUUGCUUUGGCAGCGGAAGUCAUGCUCGUAUUGUUUCAAAUACCUACAGAUUUAGGCACACAUAUCCAUGACAAUAACUGGUUACUAUACGUAGUUUUGACAACUACAUUGGGUGUCAAUAUCCAGUCGCGUUUACGUAAUUUUUGAACGGGUAUCGUUUACAUUUGUAAUCUUA